Messenger RNA from Pangasianodon hypophthalmus (striped catfish), 8318 nucleotides. It is a transcript of the gene arhgef40, whose product is annotated as Rho guanine nucleotide exchange factor (GEF) 40. Bases 249 to 5606 code for a protein of 1785 amino acids. The record is from RefSeq and is a predicted model, not a curated record. Gene Ontology annotation, molecular function: guanyl-nucleotide exchange factor activity. The transcript has 27 exons. NCBI's taxonomy places the organism in Eukaryota, Metazoa, Chordata, Actinopteri, Siluriformes, Pangasiidae.
UGCCAUCGGCUGCAGUCUUGGGACAAGCGCGUCUCACAUAGCACUCUCAAACUACAGAAGACAAACCCUAAUAUCAUGUCAUGCAAUGAUCGUCUUCAGCAUUUUUAUCAGACAUUCAGACUGACAGACACUGACACGAGCUGUUUCUAGAAGAAGUGUAAAUCUGGGAUUUACUGAUGAUCUUGGAUCACAUGUCGGAGAAGAAGGGAGAUAUAACGGCCAUGUAGGCAAAGACACAGAGCUCAGUCAUGGGUUCGGAGGCGGUGGAGGACUGUGUGCAGGGGGCGCUCUCCUCCCUCUAUCCCCCAUUUGAGAGCACUGCACCCCCUCUUCUAUCCCAGGUUUUUUCUGUAUUGGAGUCCACCUAUCAGCAUGACAGUUUAAGGUAUCUGCUGGAUUUCUUCAUCCCGGCCAAACAUCUUCUACACAGACUCCAGCAGCAUGCUUGUUCUCAGUAUUUGGGCUGUUUGUUCCUGCACUCGGGUUGGCCUCUGUGUUUGGGCGAGAAGGUGGUGGUCCAGCUUUCUACUCUUGACUGGAGGCUCUUAAGAAGCAAUGACUUCUACCUGCAAGUGGUGCCAUUCUCCACGCGCUGUCCCCGCCUGGCCCUCAAGUGUCUAGCUUUGGGUGGCCGCAAUGUCCAGGAGGUCCUGGUUCCCGAAUCCCAGCACCCUCUGGUGUUUACAGCAGAGUGGCUGCACUGCAUCAACAAGGAACGUGGUUGCAAGAGAGAAGGUGGAGGUGGUUUAGAUACUUGUCUGGUUAGUACUUCUGAUGGAGUGGUACGUAUUCCGUGGGAUGAGGUUGUUUACCCAAAAUUGCUACACAACCCCACUGACAUGGAGCUUCCUUCCACACAUCCCCCUGCCCUUGACUACCUUUCUCCAAAGACGGGGAGUCUGGGAUGGUGCUCUUCCUCUGGAGAUCCUGACACCUGGUCCUGGGAUGAAGAGGAUGAUCUUCCUCCAGAUGGCGAUGAGGCUGAUAUUGACUCUACGCUGCGCCGCCUCAGACAGGCCAGUGACGGAUGUGGGGAUUAUGUGGAGCUUCUGGAACCUCGAGGAGGUCCGGAUGGUGGCACUGAUUCCAAGCAGCGCUACUUGGAGAUGCAUGGGAUCUGCAAGACCAAAACUUUGCCGCUGUGCAGGCGAAGCAAGGCAAUUCGAAUUCGGCGGGGUAAGGCCUGGGGGUACGCGAAGACCGAGAUUAGUGGAAGGACAGGGAGCUUACGUAGGAGGGACAGCAACAGCAGCGGGAAGAAUAGUGGAGGUGCUCGCAAGGAUUCGGUCAACUCUAGACCCCCACCUCGAGUCAUUGAUUUGGUCCGAGACAGACAGCUAUCCCCUCAGUGCAUUCAGGACUCAGAUGAAGGUGGUGGAGAUGCAGUAGUCUUGGAUAACCGGGACCUUUAUUUAGAGGGUCCAUCCAAGGAGAGAAGACCUGGAGUGGGUGAGGAGAGGAAGGGAGCUGGAAGCACGCUACCCUGGGAAGAGCGCCAUAGAGGAAGGGCCAGCAGUAGUGAGCUGAGCUCUAGAAGUAAAUAUAUCAAUGAAAUAGACACUCAUACUACAGGAACUAUAGGGGCGGACCAAUCAGAUCAGGAUCAAGGAUUCCACUCAGACUGUGUUUUUGAAGAUGAUAAGUCAUUGGCUGAAGGUGAAACACUGGCUAAUGCAACAGCAGGUGUAAAUAGUGUGUCUGAUUUUAGCAGACAUUUGGCUAACAGAUCGAAAGCAAAGCUUAACACACAACCAGAUUCAUCUCAAAACAGGGAGUUAAACUCCUCCCACAAUGAUCAAAACACAACCAAAAACUCAGGAAACUCCAAAGGACAAAAAGGAAAAUGUAACGAACAUAGGAAACCAGAAAAAAAUCUCUCUCAGUCGGGUACUGACAACAUUGCUGGUGAAAGGCAAGUUGGGAAAUUGGAGGAACGUGUGUGCCCCAAGGGAAAGGAUGUCAAAGUGGGAGGAUUUCGAGCACCCAGGAGAAGGAGGAAAGCUAAAGGGGGAAAAGGGAAGGGCAAAUCUGGUGGCCGUGGCAAUCCUAAAAACAAGGAAGACCCCAGUUCAUCAAAGGGUCAGAAGAAAGCAAGCCAAAUAGCUGAAACAUCUGAUUCACCGGCUAAAUCACCUCUCUUCAAAGAUAGCCAUUCAGAUGAGGGUAAAAAUACAGUAAAGAAGCUAGCGAAUGGUCAUGAAGCAGAGCCUAAAUCUGCUGAUGGGACUGGAGAAAAACAAACAGAAGGCCAACCAGAAAUCUUCCCAGAUGCUAAGACUCAAUCAGGCGCAGCUUUACCUGAUAAUUCACCAGAAGAGACAGUACCAUCAGCACCUUCUGACCACUCAAAGGCACCAUCUCCAAAAGCCCCUCCUCUGCUUAGAGAUUUGAAUGAAGAGCUGCUCCAGUCAGGAAAGUUCAUACUCACAGGUACUGUGGAUAGACUCGGACGUGGGUUAGUUAUUACAGAAACGCACGUUCCUGAGGAGGGUCAUUGUCUCAAUGACAUUGUGCAGCUGUUAUCCUGUUAUUAUACCAUUACCAGACCUGCAGCCAGAGAAAAGGGCUUAACAGUGCUGGUGGACAGUAGGAAGGCUUCUCCUUCUGAGCUUUGCUUCUCUGCCUUGAGGUCAUUCAAGGCUCAGGAACCAGCAGGCCUUGGCUGUGUUCUCAUUCUUACAGAGGAAGAGCAAGAAUCAGCCCCAUAUAACCUGGAUGGGAUAGAGGUACACACAGUAAAAGGAACUGGAGUCCUUCAGCAGUAUGUGGAUAGACAGCAGCUGACUAAAGAAUUGGAUGGAGACUUUGAGCACUCACAUAAUGACUGGUUAUCCUUCAGACUGAGCCUGGAACAGUUGACUGAACGCUGUGAGAGUGUCCUCUCUCUAUUGGAAGAUGCACUAAAAUCUAUGGGCACAGAACCACUGCCUGACUGUGUUAAGUCUGUACCACUAAGUGUUGAAAAGCACAAGCAGCUGAUGACUGGUGUUCUGUCUGACCAACGGUUGACAGAGCUACAAAGACGGGGUGGGGCUUGGCUGGCUGGACUGGCUAAUGGAACGUCCAGAUUGGCUCACAGGUCACCAGACUGCAGAGCUGCCUUAGCUGCAACCUCCAGUCUCUAUGACAGUGUUGAUGAUUCACUCCAUCGACUGGUGCGUGUUUCUAAUCAGAGAAGUCAUGACCUGGAAGCACUCAGUAGACUGGUAGCUCUAGUGCACAAACUGGAUAAGUGCGAGAAAGAAAUAGAUCGUGUGCAUGAGCAACUGGAAGAAUAUAAGGAUCCUCCUCUCUCACUAAGCCGCCUCUCACUCAAACAGCAGAAGUUCAAAAGCUUCAGGGAAUCUGCCAUGGAACUUCACAGUGAGACACUAGUGGUGCUGGGAGAGGUAGAGAGCUGGUCUGAGCUGGAAUGGGGAGGCCUGACGGCGGUCCUUAAGCGACUUCCAUCAAUCAGAGAGAAAGUGAGAGGAAUGUCUCACUGCCUGUCUGACUGCUGGACCCAACUGGACAACACGCAGAGACUACUGUCCACGCUUACUGAGGCCUCCCAGUGGUGCGAUGUGGUCUCUUCUUCCUCUCCCCACUCCCAGCCUUCCUCUCCUCUGUCCUCUCUCCCUCCCAUCCCUCCAUCCCGUUUCCAAGACGCACGAGCUUUGGCCAUUGAACUUGGUGGCGGUGCUCUGUUGGACCUGUGGGCCCAGACCCUGGAGCGUUACCAACGCACACUAGCACAUUUCAAGACCCGCAUGCUCCAGGCUGAGCGUGGCAUGCCCACCACCCAGGGUCAGGAUACCAGUGUGGCCAUGGCACAGGUGCCAAAAACACCUGGCUCCAGUACCUCUAGUUUGUGGGAGAUAGAGGGAGAAGGAGAUGGAGAGUGGUGUGGAGGGGGAGGGGAAGGAGGACUGCAGUCUUGGGGCUCACUGGCCUCACUGUUCCGUCCACAGAACUGCUCUACGCUGAAGAUAGGAGAAGAGAAGAAGAAAGAGGGAGCUGCAGGGGCUGCAGGGGGAGGGAAGUUCCUGCAGAACUUGCUAAACCCAAGCAAGAAAAGUCCCACUGAAGCUCCCCUCCCUCCAAAACCACCUCGAAGACGUCACCCAAGCUUUGACCUCCAAGCCCUGCUGGCGCCCCGUCGUUCCGCUGCAGCUGCACCAAAGCCAGCAGAGGCUCCACUAGGCGUAAGCAGCCGCUCAUCUCCCCUGUCCUGGCUGGGGAGGAAAGCCGUAGCUGAGCCUAUCCUCACGGCAGGGAUUGCGACAGCUGUACCAGGAUGGAGGGAUGAGAAAGUUGGAGGAGGGGUAGGAGGAGGGGGUGUGUUGAUCCGAGGUGUGGAGGUCAGCAGUAAGGAGGUAGCAGAUCAUACGGGGCUCACCAGACAGCAUGUGCUGCUCGGCCGGACCGAUAGGGAGACAGGAGUGGAGAGGCCUGGCACUACUGCGCAGAGUAAGUUGUAUCUGCAGUGGUGCAGGCUGGUCAAUUCGGAAAGGCAGUAUGUAGCUCUACUGAAGUCUGUGGAGGAGACUUAUCUCCCUCUGCUGGACAGUACUGAUACACCACUGUCUCUGAGAGGAAAGGCUGACUCAAUCUUCUCCAACUGGAGCAGCCUUGCCACUUUUCAUUCACAGCUACUCCUCCCCGCCAUUGAGGGUGCCCUCUCUCAAACGCUACAGCAAACGGACUGCUUCAGCAAAUAUAGGGAUCAAUUACUGCAAUACUCCCACUACAUCCGUAUGAAGCCAGAGCUGGACUCCCUGCUGGUCAGCCAAGCUGCCGACUUCUUCAAGGCAAAGCUGUCUAGCUCUCCUGUGCUCUCCACUAUCUCCUUUCCUCAGUGCCUUGCUGCUCCAAUUCAAAGGCUACAGCAUUACUGCGAGAUCCUCGAGGAACUGGGAGGGGUAAACCCUGGACCCGACUCUGCUCUCUCCAUUAUCAGACAUGCACAGCGCCAUGGAGAGGACCUGAGGAUAAGCGACCUCAUCACUGGCUGUCCGGUACCUGUGGCAGAACGUGGGGAUUUGGUACGUCAGGGCGAGCUAUACGUCUGUCCAGGCGGACGGAGAAAGAAGACGGGCAUCAGGACUGUGUUCCUCUACCAGCAUUACAUUAUACUCACCAAACACAAAACUCCUAGCCAAGGCUGUAGUGUAUACACCUUUAAAAACAGCAUAAAGACAGGAGAGAUGGGUUUGACGCAAAGUGUUGGAGAGGAGGGUCUGAGGUUUGAGGUUUGGGUGAGACAGGCAUCUCGCACCAAAUACUGUCUCACUCUUCAGGCCUCAUCUUCAGAGGACAGAGAAGCCUGGACACAUGACGUUGCUCAGCUCCUGUGGACGCAUGCCAUCCACAACACAGAAUUGUGUCUAAAGGAAUCUCUGUGCAUGGGAGUGUCCAGCAAGUUGCUGCUGGAUGUGACGGGAGCUCAGACAUCAGAGCUAGACUCAAGUUUCAGCCUUAAUGACAGGGUUCAGAGUAGCUGUUCAGACUCUUCCUCAGUAGGAAGUCAGAAAGAAGGAGGUUCUCCCUCCAUUGCACGAGAACCAAAGAAAGACUCCACACAAACUGGCCAUACCCAAAGCUCAUCACCAUCGACCUCCGUUUGAAUAUCAUCUGAACCACAAAUAGUCUUAACUCUUCAGUGGAAAUUCGCUGGAUUAAAAAUUCAACUGGACAAAUGUGUAACUAACAGACUGGAAGAUGACUCAGCAACAUUAUGGCAUGAUACGGUAUAUACUGAAGUUUUGUAAGCCAUGCUACAUUUCACAGGGCCAUCCUGGCUCUGUCUCUCGCAGUUGCUCUGUAUGCAACUAAUCGCCAGGUACUGGAGCGUGUAGCAGGGUAAUGUGUUUCAGGCUUUCAUGCACUGCUGCCUCCAACUGAUUUGCUGCUUGCCAAGAACGACUUCAAUAUUAUACCAUAAGUUACUGUGUAUUUUUGCCUUUCUUGCUCUCUCAAUACUUGCUUCAUGUCUUCCAUUUUAACCAAAGAAUGUUAUAAAUUAUAACCCUUAUGUAUAGGCCUAAUGUUACCCUGUUAUAUGUAAAUUUGAUGUUACAUGUCGAUUGCGUAUUAUUAAUAUUUUUCAGAGACAACAGCAAUAUUGGUACAAGCUCAAAGGUAAUACAAAUCCCAGUUCGCAGCCUGUAAAUUUUAAAAACAAUUUACGGAUAGCAUUUUCCAAUCACUUUUUCUGUAGCCAUGUGCCAUAGCAACAAAGGAAAGUGUUUCACACCAAAUACUGUUGAGCAAAGCCCUAUUUGCUCUGUAGAAAAAUCAAUCGAUUGUCAUUGCAGCCACUGAAUAACUGCCAUUUUCACUGAAUAAUAUUCACUUUCUUCCUCUAAUGUGUAUCCUGUUAUGUAUGUAAGUCUUAUUUCAAGGGAACAAUAAUUGAGCCGCGUUUGAAUGGCGCAUAAGGUUAUGGUGUCAAUUCCUAUGCAACUUUUCCUUCCAUUAACUAAUAAAAACCACAAUUAAAAACAAAUUAACAGCGCAUAACGACAGUGAUCUAGGACCAUGGUUCUCAAAGUGUGGUCUGUGAAGCAUAUCCAAGGCGUCAAUUAUUUAUUUAUUUUUUUAUUUUGAUACAGUGGGGGAAAUAACAAUCUAGCCUUAUCAUUAUUGCAUUCCUAUUGUUAUUAGCUUCUUUGACUGGUUGCUUGAAUUGAAUGAGGUAAAUCCAAACCUCAUUAACUCAUUAACAAAAAGUCGGCCUAUAAAUAACGCCAAAUUGGACAGAAUGUGUUCUGUCCAUAGAAAUUUCAGGAAUAAAUCUCUAUGGCUCUAAUAAAUAGCCAGAAUAUCACGGUACACAUUUAAAUAAUUAACCUAAUAUUGGUAUAGUUGGAUUACAUUCAGAGGGCGUCUAUAGAAUUUAUUUAACAUUUAAAGGUGUCCCUGACUGCAAAAGGAUUGAGAACCCCUGAUUUAGGGUACUUUAGUGCAAGUGACAUGACUGUGAAUGGAUGUGGAGUUACGUCUACUGACUUUCAUCCUGCGCUAUAUAAUUCUGAUCAAAACAAAGAUGAACUUUUUUUUUUUUUAAUUUCUUCUCAUAAUCUUCCAGAGAUGCAAAAAGGCUCUUAAAUGAAUCCUAGGGUGCUUUUUUUUUUUUAACCUCAACCCAAAGCCUAAAUCAAAUUUUGCCCAAUAGGUGGUGUUAAUGAGCAACUGCAGCAUGGAAACAAUGUGUCUCUUAUUUUUUUAAGGCCAAAAGGCUAUUUGUAGGACAGUGAAUAGCUGCUCAUUUGUGGUGAUGCUAUGCACAUUUUGGAUCAAUAGCACUUUUAAUCUUUUCAUUAACAGGCAAAAACUGCAGGAACCAUUCACAUAUUCCACUGAACAACAUGAUAUAAAUGUUGACAAAAUUGCCACGUUGGCCUUUUUUUCCCCAGUACUUCAAAUAAAGGAGUGUGCUGGAGUUGAAUAAACUCUCGAGAGCUGAACAGAUUUCUCCAAACAGCUCUGAUUGUUAUUGUUACUAGUUCCAUAUUUAGCGCCAUAUGAAUUCGCAUAGCUCCCAUAUGAAUUUACAUACCCACCACCUCUCACUCAGUUUCUCCCACUGUGUGAAAAGAGUCGAUUUUUCCUUUGUCUGUUUAUGAGAUGCAUUAUGAUCCAGCUGGCUUUGAUUGUCAUGGCAGCUCCACCAGCCAAAUCCAAAGAUUGCUUGCAUAAGAGGAAAUGCUACGAGUUUCUGCUUUAAUCUUUGAGUUAUGUAAUUGGUGCACCCCACCCUCCUAUAUUCUAUUAUAUUCUACUCGAACUUACACAGUCUUAAUCUUGUAUAGUCACUGGAUUCCAGGACUCUCUAUAAAGAGUUUGAAUCUCGCUUUGUUAGAGCUGACAUUAACCAAGAACUCAUAAUCCAUUUUGGAACAGUCGAGCUCCAAAAAAAAAAAACCCUUGAUCUAGAGAAUUAUUAAGUUGUUUUAUAUAAGAGGUGGUAUGAGUGUGUAUGUGAGCUACAUGAGGAAUGAAGCUAAACCCACAGCCAGACUUAAUCCAAAUAUACUUUGCACAGUGGGAAAUGUGUUCAAUUCAGCGCUUUUAAGGCAGGUCUCUUCAUAACUAUAAAUACCUUGGCAUGAUUCAUCCUUCUCACUGUAAAUACAAGCCUUAACCAAAGAAACAAGGUGCCUUUUGUAAGCUUCUCAGUGUAACUCUUAUUAUAUUGAUGUUUAAAAUUUUUUUGGUAAUGCAAAACCUCUUAUUAGUUUUAAUGAUUUAAUAAUUGCAUGCUAUGUUGCAGUGUAUUUGCAUUUGAUCAGUGUGAUUUUUUUUUCUUUAAGAAUUAAAACUGGACAUGAACAAGA